AAAACAAGAUAUCGCUUCGCAAUGAAUAAAAAUCCCAAAUUAUAGGAAAAAAACCGAACCAAACAGUUUAGGUUAUAGAAAAAGAGAGAAAAAAAAAUCUUAAAUCGGAAUUUUGAAUCAUGAGUACAGAAUCAGUGAUCGAGUUUUUGUCUCACGUUCCAUUAUUACAGAGAUUACCGAGUUCAUCUCUUGAUAAGAUUGCUAAAGUCGUUCAAUUCAAAUAUUACAAACCAGGUGAAUAUGUUGUUAGAGAAGGAGAAAUUGGGGAUGGAAUUUAUCUUAUUUGGGAAGGAGAGGCUGAGGUACAUGGAUCUCAGAAUGUCGAAGGCGAAGAUCGUUCUGAGAUGCAAUUGAAAGCAUAUGAUUAUUUUGGUCAUGGGACUUCAUCAUCCUAUCACCAGGUUGACGUUAUUGCUUUGACUAAGCUAACUUGUUUGGUGUUGCCACAAGGGCAUAGUUCAUUGCUGCAACCGAAAUCAAUCUGGAGGGCAGAAGAGAAUCAAGAGACCUCACUGAUUGAACAUGUAUUGCAUUUGGAGCCAAUUGAAGUAAACAUAUUUCGUGGACUCACAUUGCCUGAUGCUCCAAGGUUUGCACAGGUUUUUGGAGGACAACUGGUUGGCCAGGCAUUAGCUGCAGCAUCAAAGACUGUUGAUUGCCGUAAGCUUGUUCAUAGUUUGCACAGUUAUUUUCUACUUGCUGGGGAUCUUGGCAUGCCAAUCGUAUAUCAAGUUCAUCGUCUGCGUGAUGGGAAUAGCUUUGCUACCCGACGAGUAGAUGCAUUGCAAAAGGGAAAUGUCAUAUUCACUCUGCUCGCUUCUUUCCAAAAAGAGGAAGUCGGGUUUGAGCACCAAGAAGUUACAAUGCCAUCUGCUCCUGCCCCAGAGAUGCUUCUGUCAAUGGAGGAGCUGCGAGAGAGACAAGUAUUUGAUCCUCGUCUUCCCAGGAACUAUCGGAACAGGGUGGCUACAAUGAAGUUCAUUCCUUGGCCUGUAGAUAUUAGAUUUUGCGAGCCAACUAAUUAUACAGCGCAAACUAAAGCUCGUGCAAGUACAAGAUUCUGGUUCAAAGCAAAGGGAACACUUUCUGAUGACCAAGCAUUACAUAGAUGUGUGGUGGCCUAUAUUUCAGAUCUUAUAUUUCUUUCUAUAAGCUUGAAUCCUCAUCGUAAAAGGGGUUUGAAGGCAACAUCGCUCAGUUUGGACCACGCGAUGUGGUUCCAUAGGUCUUUCCGAGCUGAUGAGUGGUUAUUAUACGUGAUUGAAAGCCCAUCUGCCAGCAAUGCGCGUGGAUUUUGUUCAGCUCGAAUGUUUAACCAGAAAGGGCAGCUUGUGGUGUCAUUGAUUCAAGAGGGUCUAAUUAGGACGGCUAAAGCACAACAACCAGUGGCCCAAUCAAAACUUUGAAAACGUUCACCUGAAGUUAAUACAGAUAUAUCUUUUACAGUGAGUAGAUACAAGUAUAUUUUUUUUACAGAGAGUAGAUUACUGUAUAUUUUUGUUGAUCCCUUUGAUAAAAAUUAUAGAAAUAAACAUCCCCAACAAAAUACUCGUUGUGACUUCUGAGUUAUUUAUUAAUCAAUAUAAUAUUUUCUUUUAAGUGCAA
Molecule: messenger RNA, 1605 nt
Organism: Papaver somniferum (opium poppy)
Lineage: Eukaryota; Viridiplantae; Streptophyta; Magnoliopsida; Ranunculales; Papaveraceae
Product: acyl-CoA thioesterase 2-like
Exons: 16
Coding region: 120-1406 (428 amino acids)
Biological process (GO): acyl-CoA metabolic process; fatty acid catabolic process
Molecular function (GO): fatty acyl-CoA hydrolase activity
Source: RefSeq, a predicted model, not a curated record